Letharia columbiana is the source of this 1881-nucleotide messenger RNA. RefSeq lists its product as uncharacterized. The coding region runs from base 1 to 1881 and encodes 626 amino acids. Gene Ontology annotation, biological process: transmembrane transport. Gene Ontology annotation, molecular function: protein binding; transmembrane transporter activity. NCBI's taxonomy places the organism in Eukaryota, Fungi, Ascomycota, Lecanoromycetes, Lecanorales, Parmeliaceae. The record is from RefSeq and is a predicted model, not a curated record. The transcript has 3 exons.
AUGGCCCUCACUCGUCUACCCACCGAGCUCCUGGAAAUCAUCAUCACGCAUGUCUUGCCCGAGGGCUUCGAGAGCGUGGCAGUGACCUGCAGGAAAAUCUACGCCUUAUGCAUCCCAGUUAUUAGACGCCACAACGCCCUCCGCUCACGCUUCCAUCACUUUACCUACCAUGAGAACCCCAACCCGUUUCCCACCAUCGCAACAGCGGCCGAUCUGAUCAGACGCAUCGCUGUCGAGCCUGUCGUGGCAUGUUACGUUCGAUACGCAGACUCCAAGCGUGACAGCCCACGCAGCUAUAUUAUACCCCGUGGGUUUGUAGCAGAUGCCGAUUGUCGUGACGAUGUCAUUAGACUUUUUGCGAAUUGCCCUUAUCUGGAGCAGGCUGGUCUCGACUGGAAGGAAUACCUUGACAAGAUCGAAGAGGAGCUUAACCCCGAUAAACUCCCCCGCUACUCACAACACGCUGCUGCUUUCCUUUUGACACUCCUGCCAAAUGUCGAGAGGCUCAUUCUACCACAGUAUUGGAAGCCGCUCGACGCAACCAAUAAGCUUAUCAAUGCCUUUGUCCACAAGACCAAGCAGGUCCAUUCCCUCUGCGACAGGCCUAGCCUAGCCCAGAUCACCAGAUUCGAGCCAUAUGUCUCGUUAGUACCCCAAGAUCGGUUUGAUUUGGGUUUGGCAAGCCCCUUUCUGGCCCUGCCGCGUAUACGGUCUUUCCGCGGCCCCAGCUGCGUAAUCAUGGACGACAAUCACAAAAGCAUCGUACCUAAAGAUCCGAAUUACGGCUUCGGAGAGACGCUUGAAUCGGUUUCACUCGUGGCCUGUUGUGUGGAUGAAGCGGGUAUCGCCGACUUUCUCAAAGACACCAAACGCCUUAAAUCGCUUAGGUACUUACACUCGACAAAGUAUAAUGUUAGCCCUCAGUGCUGGGAUAUCUGCAGGUUUGUAGCGGCAAUUGAGCGUCAGGUGGGGAGUCACCUGGUGGAGCUUUCUGUUUCCAUUGGGAAACCAUUCGGCUCGAUCGCGCCUGGCAAAGCAUCUAUGCGCGGCUUCCCAUGCCUCCGACAGCUCGAAGUCCCUCUCGAAAUUGUGAUGUGUAAGAUUACUGCCGCUGCAUGCCGGUAUUCUACGCCAAAUGACUCUCUCGUCGGAGGCUCAUCGGACUACAAAUUGAACUGUGUUGCGCUGUUCGUUGGCGACCUUGUACCUGCCUCAGUCUCUGUUCUAUCGUUGAUCUCACAUGGGGCUGACCAUCAUGACAAGGCUCUCGACGUAAUGUUUCGGGACUUCGCCGCCAGGAAGGAAAUCACAUUGCCUGCUCUCACGGACAUCCAUCUAAUCUGCCCGAAUAUUGCGGACGACUUUGCUACAUUCUCUUACAAGCUUAGCUGUCUAGUCACAUUAACUUCGCGAGCUUCCUCCAUAAUCUACUCAGCAGAAAGCGCCAAGACAAUGCAGGAAAGGCCUGAAAAUGAAGGGCAAUUGCCAGCCUCGACAGCGGCAACAGAAGAGACGGCGGAAAAGAAGUCAGUCUAUUCGAUACCCGAGCAGCCUAGUGGACAUGGCAUGUCCAAAACUCAAACGACCCUUCUAGUCUUCGCUCUCUGCUGCUCCACCUUCCUCGCCGCCCUAGAUAUAACCAUCGUCACCACCGCCCUCCCCACCAUCUCCGAGCACUUCCACACAAACGCAGGCUACAUCUGGGUGGGCGCCGCCUACAUUCUUGCCGACGCAGCCUCGACGCCUGUCUGGGGCAAAGUAAGCGAUAUUUGGGGCCGUAAACCCGUGCUCCUUAUUGCUAUUGCCGUCUUUUUCAUUGGUAGUGCGUUGAGUGCCACGGCCGUUAACAUGGUCAUGUUGAUUGCGGGACGGACGGUGUAG